Oncorhynchus mykiss (rainbow trout) is the source of this 1828-nucleotide messenger RNA. The record is from RefSeq and is a predicted model, not a curated record. Lineage: Eukaryota; Metazoa; Chordata; Actinopteri; Salmoniformes; Salmonidae.
AAGGACAUAAAAGACCCGGAAGUUAUUCUCCGCGGUCGCGCUAUGAUUGAAUCUGAGAAGCACAGAAGAUGAGGAGGGAGAACAUGUCCGAGACCCCUACCGAAGCGGGAAAGGAGAUGCCGACAAAAAAGCAGAAGCUGAGCAGUGAUGAAAACAGUAAUCCCGAUCUCUCUGCAGAUGAGAAUGAUGAUGCUGUCAGCGUUGAGAGUGGGACCAAUGUGGAGCGUCCAGACACACCCACCAACACAGCCAACGCUCCAGGCAGGAAGAGCUGGGGCAAGGGCAAGUGGAAAUCAAAGAAGUGCAAAUAUUCCUUCAAGUGCGUCAACAGCCUCAGGGAGGACCAUGGCCAGCCAUUAUUUGGGGUCCAGUUCAACUGGCACAGUAAAGAAGGAGACCCACUGGUGUUUGCUACAGUUGGGAGCAACAGAGUAACCCUGUACGAGUGCCAUUCCCAAGGAGAGAUCCGACUCCUGCAGUCAUACGUGGAUGCCGAUGCAGAUGAGAACUUCUACACCUGCGCCUGGACCUUUGACACCAGUACAAGCCAUCCCCUCCUGGCCGUGGCGGGGUCACGUGGCAUCAUUCGGGUGAUCAACCACAUCACCAUGCAGUGUAUCAAGCACUAUGUUGGUCACGGGAACGCCAUCAACGAGCUCAAGUUCCACCCCAGAGACCCCAACCUCCUGCUAUCCGUCAGCAAAGACCACGCCCUUCGUCUGUGGAACAUCCAAACAGACACACUGGUGGCCAUCUUUGGAGGUGUAGAGGGACAUAGAGAUGAGGUCCUCAGUGCAGACUUUGACCUGCUAGGUGAGAAGAUCAUGUCGUGUGGAAUGGACCACUCUCUGAAGCUCUGGACGAUCAACUCAGAGAGGAUGCAGAAAGCCAUUCACGGGUCCUAUGAAUACAACCCUUCCAAGACAAACAGGCCAUGGGUCUCUCAGAAGAUCCACUUCCCUGACUUCUCUACCAGAGACAUCCACAGGAAUUAUGUGGACUGCGUACGCUGGCUGGGAGAUCUGAUUUUAUCCAAGUCGUGUGAGAACGCUAUUGUGUGUUGGAAACCAGGGAAGAUGGAGGACGAUAUUGACCGCAUCAAACCAAACGAGUCCAACGUGACAAUCCUGGGUCGCUUCGACUACAGCCAGUGUGACAUCUGGUACAUGCGUUUCUCCAUGGACUUCUGGCAGAAGAUGUUGGCUCUGGGAAACCAAGUGGGGAAACUGUACGUGUGGGACCUUGAGGUAGAGGACCCCCACAAAGCAAAGUGCACCAUCCUCACCCUCCCAAGAUGCACCUCUGCCAUCAGACAGACCAGCUUCAGCCGUGACAGCAGUAUCCUGAUUGCAGUCUGUGACGACGCCUCUAUCUGGCGCUGGGACCGCCUGCGAUGAAGACAACAUUGGCAACGAGCAACCUAUUCUAUUAUGACGGACCAGUCACUUUGCUGUCAAGAACCAGAAACAUUUUCCAGGUACACGUUUUCUGUGUAUAGUCUGCAUCAGAUCUGUCCAAUGGAGGUGUUGUUUAACAUCUCAGGAACCACUCCCAACAUAACGGUGCUACAGGUCUGCACAGAAAAGUGUGUCUGGAACCCACCAAUUAUUUCCCUUUUUGUUUCCCUUCUCCGGGUUAUACUUAUACCAGCCCCUCCUUAUUAAAUCCAUGAGGGGGAUGAAAAGGUGUGCAAUUUGGGGAGAAGGGUGGAGAAUCAAACUACAACCCUGGAGCCCUUCAAGCUUUCUCCCCCCCUUCUUGCUAUUUAGUUCCCCUUUGCUUACUAUUCACUUUUUAAUGGGCUUUAAUAAAUGCUAUUUUUCUAAAG